Messenger RNA from Cordyceps fumosorosea ARSEF 2679, 1230 nucleotides. RefSeq lists its product as hypothetical. The transcript has a single exon. NCBI's taxonomy places the organism in Eukaryota, Fungi, Ascomycota, Sordariomycetes, Hypocreales, Cordycipitaceae. The record is from RefSeq and is a predicted model, not a curated record. Bases 1 to 1230 code for a protein of 409 amino acids.
AUGAGAACCAGCACGCUUUUCACUCUAGCUACCUCCAUCGCCGCCGUCGCGGCCGCUGACUGCGCUGCUCCCGGUGACUACGACGCCCAGGGCCGUUACUCUUGCAACCCGGCGCACCAGUACCCCAACGGCCAGCAGUGCAAGGACAUUAAUGGAUGCCCGCUCCUGGCUGACGCCACCGGCCGGCCCAUCGUCAAGAGCCAGACCACCUCCAGCGCACCAGCGCCUACUGGCGCAUGCGCCGCCCCCGGCGAUUAUGACGCUCAGGGCCGCUACUCGUGCAACCCGGCGCACCAGUACCCCAACGGUCAGAGCUGCAAGACUGUUGACGGCUGCCCCCUGCUUGUCGACGCCAAUGGAAACGCAAUUGUGAAGGGCCAGACCGGCAGCUCAACCACCUGCGACGGACCGGCGCCUACCGGCGCCUGCGCCGCUCCGGGUGAGCGUGAUAGCAAGGGCCGCUACUCUUGUAACCCUGCGCACCAGUACCCUAACGGUCAGAGCUGCGUUCAGAUUGACGGCUGUUACGUUCUCUGUGAAGGCAACAACACGCUAGUUACCACCACUGGCACUGGCACCGGCAGCCCGCAGCCGACUGGCACCGGCAGCUGCGCCGCCCCCGGCGAUUAUGACGCUCAGGGCCGCUACUCGUGCAACCCGGCGCACCAGUACCCCAACGGUCAGAGCUGCAAGACUGUUGACGGCUGCCCCCUGCUUGUCGACGCCAAUGGAAACGCAAUUGUGAAGGGCCAGACCGGCAGCUCAACCACCUGCGACGGACCGGCGCCUACCGGCGCCUGCGCCGCUCCGGGUGAGCGUGAUAGCAAGGGCCGCUACUCUUGUAACCCUGCGCACCAGUACCCUAACGGUCAGAGCUGCGUUCAGAUUGACGGCUGUUACGUUCUCUGUGAAGGCAACAACACGCUAGUUACCACCACUGGCACUGGCACCGGCAGCCCGCAGCCGACUGGCACCGGCAGCUGCGCCGCCCCCGGCGAUUAUGACGCUCAGGGCCGCUACUCGUGCAACCCGGCGCACCAGUACCCCAACGGUCAGAGCUGCAAGACUGUUGAUGGCUGCCCCCUGCUUGUCGACGCCACUGGUAACCCUAUUACUAAGAACGGUGGUGGCUCCACGACUGGCUCCCCCGUCCCUGUCGUCACUGGUGCCGCUACAAAGGUCCAAGGCGGUAUUAUCGCUGUUGCUGUAGCUGUUGCUGCUCUCCUGUAG